Messenger RNA from Solanum verrucosum, 1108 nucleotides. Its product is annotated as protein MKS1-like. Lineage: Eukaryota; Viridiplantae; Streptophyta; Magnoliopsida; Solanales; Solanaceae. Bases 1 to 837 code for a protein of 278 amino acids. The transcript has a single exon. The record is from RefSeq and is a predicted model, not a curated record. Gene Ontology annotation, cellular component: nucleus.
AUGCCUUUUUCCUCCUUUUCAACAUCAACAAAAUUUGCAUCCCCUUAUUCUUUUGACUCUCAAAUGGAUCAACCGGAAAACUCCGCCGGAAAAUCACCAAGAAGAGAGCUUCAAGGACCACGUCCGGCCCCACUUAAAGUGCGUAAAGAUUCUCAUAAAAUCAGAAAACCACCAGUGCCACCAUCACAACAACAUCACCAUCACCAUCAACAACCACUAGCUCCGCCACGACCACCGGUCAUAAUAUAUACCGUGUCUCCCAAGGUAAUCCAUGCAAACCCUAGCGAGUUCAUGACGUUAGUACAAAGACUAACCGGGUCAAAUCAUCAUUCCACCGCAUGUUCUAGCACGGAAACUGCCACGUCAUCAUUCUACCCGUUUCAAGAAAAUAUGAAUACCGGGGCUAUAUCUCCAGCAGCUAGGUUUGCGUCGAUAGAGAAAACAAGGGUACCAGAAGGGAAAAAAUUACAAAAAAAUUGUGAAAAUAUUGAAAAUUAUAAUUAUAUGGUACAUGAAGGUAUAGAAAUAGGUACAGAAAUUGAACGUGGUGGAUUUUUUCCUGGAAUAUUAUCACCAAAUCCAUCUUCACUUCCACCUAUACCACCAAAUUUUUUUUCACCACCAUCAAAUGAUCCAAAUCCAUUAGGGUUUUUUUAUGACUUAGUAAGUCCCGUGUUACAUAGUAACAACAACAACAACAACGUCAACAACAAGAAUUAUUUUGAAUUACCAAAUUUCUUGCCUAGCCCUUCGAAUAAUAAUUUCAUUUCUCCGCGAUUAUUUUUAUCUCCCGGUACUCCAUCUUUUGAUCUUUUCAAUAACUUAUUCGACAUUUGAUAUAUAUAUAUAUAUAUAUAUAUACAUAUACUUGAUUAGUCACUCCAUUUGAGCUUCGAAGUUCUUCAAUGACGAAAAUGGGAUGGAAGGGGCAGAAAUGGAAUUUAUGAUGUUUUGUAAAGGUGGUCAAACAGCAGCUAGGACACAAGGAGAAAAGUCAAAUAUCAACUAGGGUGUUUCUCACAAGUGGAGGUUCUUUAUUUUUCUUUUUUACUAUUUUGCCCCUUUGUAUUUGAAAUUAUUGACUAUUUUAUUAUAAGCAUUUUAGGGU